GUGGGCGGCGAUAGGAUGGAUUACGGGCUCGUGCAGCUGUACGGACCAGGCCACGCGUCGCCGCCGCUGCAGAGGGCCCCACUUCGACCACAUCACACCGAGUGGUGUCACUUCUGCCCGCCCUCGCUAGAUGGCAACGGCGCUGCCAUGGCCCACGGCGGCGGCGGUCAGUCUACCCCUCCGUCGACGAGUGAGGAGCUGCCUUCUUUCGCCAGGACAGGCAACGGUUGGGUAGCGCCAGUGUGUUGCGUUGCUUGCCACAGCGGGCCAGUCACUUUCUGCCGCAAAAUGCCCAACAUCAAGGUAUUCAGCGGCUCGUCGCACUGCGAUCUCGCCCAGAAAGUGGUCGACAGGCUCGGCAUAGAACUCGGAAAGGUAGUUCUCAAGAAAUUCAGCAAUCAAGAGACGUGUGUAGAGGUAGGGGAGAGUGUCCGUGGUGAGGAUGUGUACAUCAUCCAGAGUGGAUGUGGGGAGGUGAAUGACAACCUCAUGGAGCUGCUGAUUAUGAUCAAUGCUUGCAAGAUUGCUUCUGCUUCCCGAGUCACUGCUGUCAUACCUUGCUUUCCAUAUGCAAGGCAGGACAAGAAGGAUAAGAGCAGAGCACCAAUUUCGGCCAAGCUCGUUGCCAACAUGCUGUCUGUUGCCGGUGCUGAUCACAUCAUCACAAUGGACCUUCAUGCCUCGCAAAUACAGGGAUUUUUUGACAUUCCGGUGGACAACUUGUAUGCUGAGCCUGCUGUUCUCAAGUGGGUUCGUGAGAACAUACCAGAGUGGCGCAACAGCAUCAUCGUCUCUCCCGACGCUGGAGGAGCCAAGAGGGUCACAGCCAUAGCGGAUCGUCUCAAUGUCGAGUUUGCUCUGAUCCACAAAGAGCGCAAAAAGGCCAAUGAGGUGGCCAGCAUGGUGCUGGUGGGAGAUGUCAAGGACCGAGUUGCCAUACUAGUCGAUGACAUGGCCGACACCUGCGGCACCAUUGUGCAUGCAGCUGACAAGUUGAUGGAAGCAGGUGCCAGCAAGGUGUAUGCCAUUCUUACUCAUGGCAUUUUUUCGGGGCCUGCUAUAUCUAGGAUCAAUGAUGCUUGCUUUGAAGCUGUGGUUGUUACGAACACCAUACCACAGGAUCAACACAUGAAAGAGUGCCCCAAGAUUCAGUGUAUCGACGUCUCCAUGAUCCUUGCUGAGGCGAUUCGUCGAACACACAACGGAGAGUCCGUGUCGUACCUGUUCAGUCAUGUGCCAAUGUAGCUGGAAGGGCACCCACCACCGCUGGUUUUUUGCUCCUUCCCCUCCCUUUUAGUGAUGGCUUUUUAAAUGCCACAUGAUGACUGCAACCAGUGUGGUGAAUUUCCUUCUGCAUUGCUAUCCUCGUUUUUUUUUGCGUGUUGCUGCAGAUGGUGAAAUUUUCUGUUCCAGUGGGAAUUGGCUUGUUCAAGGCUACUUUGGAAGGGCUAAUCCAAGCCAAUGCCAAGUGUGAUUUUUUUGUGCCUUUCUGGUUAGCCCACCUGUCAUGUGCCCUUCUCUCUUGCUUUGUUUUGUCUGUAGAGGCAGCAGUGUGUUUAUUUUAACAGGGUAUGUCCUAACAAAAAGUGAGUGCCAUGCACAGGAGUAAACCACGUGGAAUUAAUCUGACAUUAUUUUAUCCACACUGAGGUACGUAGUAGCCCAAGCCAUUCUUGCUGUCAAGCAACGGCUGCCGGAAAGGGUGAGGUAUGCAAGCUAAAUUGUGCGUUCUUGCUUCUACAGGAAGAGUUUUUAUACUGCUCAGUGAUCCCAGGCGUUUUGUUCUGUGAACUUUUAGUAGUACUUGUGCACAGCUUGCCUUAAUAAUUGACAAAGUACAGAGGUGGACUCGCUUGCAGAAAUGUCACUUUGUUUUGUGUCCUUCACACUUGAGCGUAAAUCAAAUAGUAUGUUCUUGUUGGCUGUGCACUGAGCAGCAUGUGUUCCAUAAUGUACAAUAUCAGUGCAAGAGGCUGCUGCUGUAGAGCUGUUGCUUUCACUGUGUGCCAUGCCUUUGCUUACUUUCCAGUUGACAGAUAUUUCAGCACUUUUCAGUGAAGCAAUACUGAAGAACUACCGUGGCAUUUCUUUAUGCUCUGUUAACACCGAAGGACCUGCCAAGUGAUGCAGAGACUGUUUGCUGCAGAUUGCAUUGUACAUUCGUGAUGCAUUCCAUUAUAGUCUAGAAAAGAAGUGCAUGCGCUAAGCAUCCUACUUGGGCAUUCUUUCAUGUUGUCUUCUCUUUGGCAUUAAACGAGAGUUUUAGCUAC
Rhipicephalus sanguineus (brown dog tick) is the source of this 2270-nucleotide messenger RNA. RefSeq names its product ribose-phosphate pyrophosphokinase 2 (gene Prps). Gene Ontology annotation, biological process: ribonucleoside monophosphate biosynthetic process; 5-phosphoribose 1-diphosphate biosynthetic process; purine nucleotide biosynthetic process. Gene Ontology annotation, cellular component: ribose phosphate diphosphokinase complex; cytoplasm. The coding region runs from base 16 to 1245 and encodes 409 amino acids. The transcript has 7 exons. The record is from RefSeq and is a predicted model, not a curated record. Gene Ontology annotation, molecular function: magnesium ion binding; ribose phosphate diphosphokinase activity. NCBI's taxonomy places the organism in Eukaryota, Metazoa, Arthropoda, Arachnida, Ixodida, Ixodidae.